UCUUUCCCCUCCCUCCAGCUCGACCCGGCCGCCCCAUGGAGCGCAUCGCCCGGCGGGGCCCUUCUCCUCUCCUCCUUUAGCCAAACAGCCUCGUCCUUCCUCCACCUCCUCCUCCUCCGUCCGCAGGGCCGCCAUGGGCGACGUGAUCUCGGCGCACCUGGACGAGAACCGGCGCCAGUCCAUCGCAGGGAAGACAGAGAAGAUCCUCACAGAGUUUAGCCAAUUCUACCAGGAACAAUAUGGCCUCGCCCUGUUUAACAGCGUCCGCUUUGAGAUAGAAGGAGGAACGGCUCCCCAAGCCCAAUUAUUGCAUCGCAAGGUACCUCUGGAGGACCGGAUCAUCUUCUCAGGCAACCUCUUCCAAUACAUCGAAGAAAACAAGAAAUGGAGGAAUCGUUUCAGCGUCGUACCGCUCAAUUACGGGCUGGUGCUCUACGAGAACAAACUGGCCUAUGAAAGAGGUCUACAGCCCCGAAUUCUCAUCAACAGCGCCGGCUACAAAAUCCUCACCUCCCUGGACCAAUAUUUGGAGUUGAUCAGCAAUAACUUAACAGGUUCUCCAUCCAAGUCCAGCCACGCGUCCAUUGUCAAGUGUCCCACCCAAUUCCCCAUCAUUCUUUGGCAUCCUUACGCCUGCCAUUACUACUUCUGCGUGAUGACCGGCAAGGAGCAGGAGAAGUGGCAGGCCAUUUUUCAAGAUUGUGUGCGCCACUGCAACAACGGAAUUCCAGAAGAGUCCAAAGUCGAGGCUUCUGCAUUCACCGAUGCUGUGCGGAUGUACCGCCAGUCAAAGGAGCAAUACGGCACCUGGGACAUGCUUUGUGGCAACGAAGCCCAGAUCUUGAGCAACCUGGUGAUGGAGGAGCUCCUGCCUGAGUUGAAGAAUACGAUUGGGCCCCGGCUGAAGGGCAAAGAGCAAGAGAGACAACGGGCAUGGAUUCAGAUCUCAGACGCCGUGUACCGGAUGGUGUGCGACCAGGUGACAGCCCAUUAUGAUUCCUUAGUAGCAAAAUGUGAGCUUCAGAUCCCUGAAAUGAAGAGCAUUAUCCGGACAGAUAUGGAUCAGAUCAUCCAAUCCAAGGAACAUCUCGCCAACAAAAUCCGAGCCUCCGUCUUCUCCAAAGCUGAGGUCUGUGUCCGGAAUCAUGUCCAACCCUACAUCAGUUCCAUCUUGGAAGCCCUGAUGAUUCCAACCAGCCAGGGCUUUACUGAAGUUCGGGAAGUCUUUUUCAAGGAUGUCACUGACAUGAACAUGAAUAUUGUCAAUGAAGGAGGGAUGGAGAAGCUGGGAGAGUACAUGGAGAAACUUUCUCAGCUAGCUUUCCAUCCCGUGAAGAUGCAGUCCUGCUACGAGAAAAUGGACCAGCUGAAGCUGGAAGGUCUCCAACAGAGGUUUGAUGUCUCCAGUGCCUCCGUGUUCAAACAGCGUGCCCAAAUCCUGAUGAGGCAGCAAAUGGAUGACACCGUCUAUACUUUUGAGACUCUUCUCCAUCAGGAGCUGGGGAAGUCAUUGAGCAAAGAUGAACUGUGCAAGACAAUUCAGCGCAUCCUGGAGCGGGUGCUCAAGAAAUACGAUUACGACAGCAGCACGGUACGGAAGAAAUUUUUCCGAGAAGCUCUGCUGCAGGUCACAGUGCCUUUCCUGCUGAAGAAGUUGGCUCCCACUUGCAAAGGGGACCUCUCAAGAUUCCAGGAGCUGAUUUUUGAGGAUUUUGCCCGCUUCAUCCUGGUGGAAAACACGUAUGAAGAAGUGGUCCUGCAGUCUGUGAUGAAAGAUAUCAUGAUGGCCGUGAAAGAGGCAGCCGUCCAGCGGAAGCACAACCUCUACCGGGACAGCAUUGUGAUGCAUAACAGCGACCCCAACCUACACCUGCUUGGCGAGGGGACACCCAUCAACUGGGGGGAGGAGUAUGGCGGUGAAUCAGACACAGACCCCCUGGACGAGAAGCAGCACCGGGCCAAGCAGGUGGUCUCCAUGAUACACGUGGAUGAAAAGGCUCUGCCUUAUGAUGAAGUGGAAAGAUCUCCAGAUGGUUCAGAACCAGAGAAGUCCGACCACUGUCCUAGUCCUCAGACCCAGGACUCCUUGGACGCUGUGAAGGAGGUCCGUAUGUUGCUGGUGAAAGAGGUGGAGGUCCCAACUCUGGAUGGCAAUCAAGCUGAGGAACAAUUAAGCAAUGGUACUAUUACCCAAGAGAGCGGAGGAACCCCAGAGCCCAGCAAAGGGAAGGAGGAGGAGGAGAACUCUCAAGCAGAAGAUAGUUCUCCUACUACGGAAUCCUCCACAGAGCUCAACAGAGAGAAACAGGAAGCCCCAGAACCUUCUCCAGUUGCCCCCACGCAACCCCUAGCUCCAAAUAGAGGAGUCCAAGCAGAAUGCCCAGAGCCCAGCAAUAAAGAGACAGGCGAGGAAGAGGUCUCUGCCCAAGCCAGCAAGGCAGAAGCAGAGAUCCCGCUGGAGAACAGCCACAAGGUCACAGACGAAAGCGAAGGGGUGCAAACUCAGUUCUAGAUCAGCCUUCCCCUUGGAAGAGGAUUCCUCGCGGCCAGAUAAAUGUGUGUGGGGGGGAGACCAGAACUGGGGGACCCUGUGGGAUGGGAAGGACAAAGGCAAGUCAAUCCAAGGCUGGUAUAGGAGCAUCUCCAACUUUAGAUGUGCUUGAUUCUUCUGGAGAAGUUCUGCCUUUGGAGGAGGGGGAGGGAAAGCAGGGCAAGUGAGGAACUCCAGAAUGCACAUUCUACAUCUCUUGGGUCUGGGGUGAUUUUUCUAGUCUUGAACUGGAGCGUUUCACACACACACACACACACACACACACACACACACAAGUUCUCCUGACUCAAAGUUGUAUUGUUGUAUUGGGUGUUCUGGAGAAGGGACUUCAUUCAUCUUAGAUGCUAACACAUGCCUGGAGCGUUGAAACACAAAGAGAAGUCAUUGGGUUUCUCCAUCUUGAUCCAGACUGGUACUAAUUUGACUUUCUGACCCAUAAUUUGGUUUGAUGGUCCCAUCCCUUUGUCUUCUUCCAACUGUUGAUGGUAGAAGUCUCUUUCCUGUUAAGGGGUUCUCUUUUCCCCUCACCAGUGUUCACAAUUAGGAAUGGUUAUCUCUUAAAUUUGUCCUUUUCUGGACCUCCUAUUCUAGAUGUUUUUAGCACUAGAAUUGCUAUUGGAGUUGGUCCAAUUGUUGUUCUUCCCCCAGCAUCCAUCUUGCUAGUUAUGUAGAGAUGAAGAGCCCUUAGUUUCAGGAGAAAGCAAGUAGGAGCAUGCAGACUUUUGGAAGCACGUGGAUGUGAGCUAGAGAAAGGGGUGUGUAUCGUCGAAGGCUUGCUGAUUUUGGAACAGACCGGCAAAAGUUGAUGGUUAUGAGAAGACUGCUAUAGGAAUUUAAAUUAUUUCAGUGAGGACUGCUGGCUGAGGACCUUAUGUCUUAAUUGGUCAGUCAAGGAUGUUCCAUGAGAACAAGUAACCAGUAUAUGUCAUGCUAAUGUAGGAUUGUUAAGGAGUUCAUUAUCUUGGCCUGUUCAGGCAUCCUUGGGUUUACCUACACAGGUUCUCUGCUGAAUUCAUGCUUGUUUGUCUGUGUAUUUCCCCUCUUUUCCCAGGGAAGCAAAGGAGCAGAAUGAUCCUAGAAGCCAUCAGCAGAGAAUCCUACAAAAGGAUCCUAUAAAGAGAGAUCCUAUACGCAUAAGUCUUCAGCCUAGAGGGAAGCCACCGAGGUUCCAAUAAUUUUUUUUUUAAAAAUGCACUUGGUGUGGUGGCAGUAAUGAUUAUCGGGGGACACAAAAGGGAAGAUGGGGUUUCUUUUAGCUUUAGCAGUUCCUGGACAGUUACGUUUAGCAAUUCAGUUGUGUUCUUGCAGGGAUGACUGGCAUCCUUUCAAUAGGAACCCAAUCCCUGUAAAUUUUAGGUCUCCCUGCUGCUUGCAUGACAUGGGCAAAAGUGAAAGAACGGGUUGGGGAUCAGGAACGUGGCCUUCAGAAUCCCACCCUGCCUUUAUACACCAAGUCUAUUUCCCUCUCCCCUUCCUUCUGAAUCUGUGAAGCGGAUUGCAAGUUGGAAGCCACGCUGAGCUUCCAACCUCUGGCACUGGAUUUACAAGAUGCCAAUCCAAUCCACGUUUAUAUACCUAUACACACAUCCCUACCACUUAUCCAUCUCUUCAUCCAUCCCUGGAGGACUUUGGACAAUAUGGUUGGGCUUGGUUUUUUUUUUUUUUUACCUCCUUAAAGGUCCCACUUUAUUCUUGUUUACCGUCAAACUCUUGUCUUGAGAGCAUCCCCAAAGUGGUAGUGAGUCAGAACCCUGGCAACAUCUGGAUGUUUUCUGUUCUGGAAGAGGUGUUGGUUGGAUCUUCUCUGCAGUGCUGAUAGGGAAGGGCGGCUUCUUCUGUCUUCUGAGAAGGCCAUGGUCCUCUUCCAAGUUAGUGGUGAAAGUUUCUGUCUUAAGAAUCUCUGCAUUGACUGGAUUGAGUGAUGAAUGGGCCUACAAGAACCAAUUUCCCCCAGGGCCUUCAUCCCUCAAGAAGGAAAUAACCUUGUUGGUUUUUCUCCCAUCCUCUGUUUUUAUGGAUGGGGGAAGCAAAGCUGAGUCAGUUAGGAUCUGCUGGCAGAGGAUUGCUCUUUUGGGGGGAAUUCCAUAAUCUCAAAAAUAAAAUAAAAAAUGAUUGGAAUUCAACUUCUAGGAAAUUGUGGUGCCAACUGAGGAAGGGGGAUGAUCUUCAGCGGAUCGAGAAAUAGGAAGACUCCUUGGAAAACUGCCCAUGAUCCAAAUGCCUCAACACUGCCCACCUCAUCUCGAUUUGCUGCUGUAACAUUCCAGUUUCACUCUGCCUGUUUUUUU
Messenger RNA from Notechis scutatus (mainland tiger snake), 4839 nucleotides. It is a transcript of the gene NIBAN2, whose product is annotated as niban apoptosis regulator 2. The record is from RefSeq and is a predicted model, not a curated record. NCBI's taxonomy places the organism in Eukaryota, Metazoa, Chordata, Lepidosauria, Squamata, Elapidae.